Molecule: messenger RNA, 531 nt
Organism: Diaporthe citri
Lineage: Eukaryota; Fungi; Ascomycota; Sordariomycetes; Diaporthales; Diaporthaceae
Exons: 3
Coding region: 1-531 (176 amino acids)
Cellular component (GO): mitochondrion
Source: RefSeq, a predicted model, not a curated record
AUGCUGGCCGUCAGACAAAGAGCGGCCUAUGUCGCCCGAAGGGCUAGGCCGGCAGCCAUCGCCCCGCGACAGGCCACCCGAUCGUACGCAUCCGACCAUGGCCACGGCGACCACCACGACCACCACCACGCCCCGCAGGUAGAGGAGUCGCCAGGACUGGGCCUGUACAUCUCCCUCGGCGCCAUCGGCCUCUCCAUGUUCGCCUACUCCAUCUCCCGCGACGAGAACUCCAGCCUGGCCAAAUGGGUGGACAGCUUCAGGGCUGAGUCCCAGCAGACGUGGGAGUACAGAAACACUCUCCGCUCCGACAUCAAGGACCAGGCGGCCCGGGACAAGCAUCUAUUCGCGACGUCGCAGAAGGACCCGGGAUACGAGCUGAGGACACCAGAGCUCAUCGACUCCGGAAGCCCCAACAACGUCCCGGCCGGCCACUACGCCAACCUGGACCAGGUCAUACAGCACUACCAAAAGCAGCAUCUGGACGAGGAGGCAAGGAAAGCGAAGAAGCUGGGGCUGGCGAAGACGGAGUAA